CUCAGCGCAGGACGCAGGAGACAGUCGCUCUCCAAGGUGCUGAAAGUCAGAGCGCUCCCUCCUCAGUCUCGCCCUGCUGACGACGAUUCCGACCGAACCUCCCCCCUCCUCGUCUCCGGUGCCUGCGAUGGUUUAACAUUUUAUUCUCCUCAACUUCUACCCGUCGGGAUUGUUAUUCGUUUCUAGGCUCUUCCUUCUCAUGCAACCGCUGGAUGUAUUGGCUACACGCGCUAUGCGCACCAACACUGACUAACAUUCACCUGCAGUCGUUGGGGGAAAUACUGAAUUGACUCCGGAUUUCUCAGGGAACGCUGGAGGAUUUUAUUUUCCCCUUGCAGCUUUUCUUUUUUUCCACCAUGUGUGUUUCUGCCUCUGGACGUGAACUGUGAGAUUGUCUCCAAAAAAAAAAGAAAAAAGGUGAGUCCGAUGAGGAUAAUCAUGAAGCAGAGCCACUUUUACACGGAUACCGUUUUCUUUGCGCAGCAGAGGGGGGAACCGUAUCUCCAAAGAGCUGGUGUUUAAUUGCUUUUAAAAACCCACCACCACGACCGAAGGAGGGGGGGAGGAUUAUAGCAGCCUUUUUUUCUAUCUUCUUGUGGAGCCCGUGGUGAAUUUACCCUGUGGAUAAAGUGAAGUUUUCCAAAAAGCCCGGCGUCUGUCUGUAAUCUGCUCCGUAGCCCUGUGUGUGCAGGGCUGUGAGGCUUCGCACUGAGUGGAUAUCAAGCAAUUUCAACGCGCACGUUUCCUCCGGUGAUGAUGCUGAUGACGAUGACGGGUCGCAGGACGGACACGGAGAGGAUACCCGGAGCUUAGGGAUGACAUCCACACCGUCUUAGCUGAAUGUGGAUACCGAUGCCGCGGCGAAGGAUGGGCCCUCUCCUCCCGUCCGCCCUCGUCCUCCUGCUGGCCCUGGGAGCCGCGUCUCCGGCCUCGGUGGGGAACCCCGAGGAUUACACCGCGGACGAGGUGGAGCGGACCAACGGCGACAACAUGGUCUUCGACGAUUACCGGGGGAAAGGAUGCGUGGACGACAGUGGCUUCGUCUACAAACUCGCGGAGCGCUUCUACCCGGGACACUCGAACUGUCCGUGCGUGUGCACGGAGGACGGCCCCGUGUGCGACCAGCCCGAGUGCCCCAAACUGCACCCCAAGUGCACCAAAGUGGAGCACAAUGGCUGCUGCCCCGAGUGCAAGGAGGUUAAAAACUUUUGCGAGUACCGGGGGAAAACGUACAAGAUCCUGGAGGAAUUCAAGGUGUUUCACCGACAGGGUUCCCCAUCAGAUGAGGAAGGCACCAUCCCACCCAGCACGGCAGCCGGUGUGCCUCUGGCCUCAGCGCAGCUGCAAUCAAGAACCAGGAGCUAUAGGCCGUCACCCUGCGAAUGGUGCCGCUGCGAACCAAAUAACGAGGUGCACUGCGUGGUGUCGGACUGCGCCGUCCCAGAGUGCGUCAACCCCGUGUACGAGCCGGAGCAAUGCUGCCCCAUCUGUAAAAACGGUGCAAAUUGCUUUGCUGGAACCACGAUCAUCCCAGCCGGAAUUGAGGUAAAGGUGGACGACUGCACCAUCUGUCGCUGCCACAACGGAGACUGGUGGAAGCCUGCACAGUGCUGGCGGCGGGAGUGCCUCAACGGCCAGUCGUUGUCAUAGAGAGACUCCGCCGGGGAUGGUGGAAAAGCUCAGGCAAGGCCCUGCCUACUACUGCACCAUUUUGUAUGAUUGACAGGGCAGGAGCACAAUUCCUAUGUUACCUGAGACAGCAUAGUAUCGAGGAGACGCACUCACAAAGCUUCACGAAUAACAAAUCUAGCCACCGAGAAAAAAGACGGAACUUGUCUCGUGGCCGCUUCCACCCUCCAGUUUUAAUCGUCCUAUAUAUUUUCAAGAAGUUGACUCGCUUGACUUGCUGCUCUCACAACACACACAAAACGUUUCUACGCUCCCGGGACUCUUUCCUAACUGAUGGCAAUGUUGAAUUGCUCAAUGUUGAUUCCAGUGUGUAUGUCAUCUGCUUGUCUGUCUGUCACGCAGGUGUUGUCAAAUUGCAACAGCAGGAAAAAACAAACCGUAAGCACACUUAACAGCGCUUGUUUUUUGGAGGGUUCACACGAGGUUUGAAAGCACUGCAAAGGUGUGUUUUUGAGUUUCACAAUUUCACUCUAAGAGCUUGUUUACAAAAUGCACAUCACACAAACACGUUUAUCUCCAUGAUGUUUUAUCCCUAUGGCGGGAAAGUCACCUUUAAGACUUGGACGAUGCUACUCUCACUUUUAUAAACCACUUGUAAAGCCCCCAACACAGUGACUUUAUCGAUCAUCGCACCACCGUUUUGAGUCCUGUCUCUAUUGUUGCAGCACAGGCAGGGUACAUUGAUAUUGAAAAGUCAGCUGAAGAACAGAAAAGAUAGUAACCAGCAAGUAUGGAAAAACAACUUUGGGCAGCCCCUUCCGGCUUAAUUGUCGUUAUUGUUUUCUCUCAGAGGUCCAUAUCCUCCAAAAUAUCCCCACUAACUAACUACUUGAACUUGUUAUCAAAGCAAUUAGCGAGCCGAGAGCAGCCUGCUUUAAUUUCCCUUAAUCACGGAGUAUUCUGCGAUAAAUCAUCCAGCUGGGUGCUUUGGCGCUGCCGCAGCCUGCAUGCUGGGUAGCACUCGACGCGAAACCGGCAGACAAAAGGAGGGAAUCUGCAUUUGUCUAAAUGCUUUUAAGGAGUGUUCACAUGCACAUAGACCGUGUGAGCGUACACAAGCACCCAAUUCAUCCACGGUCUAACAGACACAGUGUGUUGCUCUGCACCCAGUGAGGCACUUAAACCUACAAGGCUUGUUAAGAAACAAAUCGGUUACAUUAACCCACUGCUAUAGAUUACCUAAUAAAUUUGUAGUUACGCCCCGAUACAGAAUAGAAAAGCUAAUCCACUGUGGCCGGGGCUUAGUUAAUAUAUUGUUUUGAUAUUUUCCCCCAGACCACAGCGGCCCUCAAGGGGUCCAGUCAGAAAGAAAAAGCACCCAACCAGCGCCCAAAACAUUUUCGUUUUUGAGAUGAUAAAUAAUAGUCAUUAAUUCAAAGGUGAAAUCCAGAAAGCUCGUUCCAUUCAUCACGAGGGUUUAUUCCAUUUCCAGAAAAUCCCUUCCUGUUAACCUUUUAGACCCCAUUUCUGGGCGCUGAUGGAUGGGCUGCUUAAUAGCAGCUCCCUGCGCUGUGUAAUGAGACAGGAAUGAACACAGGGAUAAAGGGCUGACGAGCAAAGAGCUAUAUUACCUUAAAAGGCAGUAAAAACUAAUUUUGGGAAGAAUCUCAAAGCCUGCGAAGUCAGCUGCGUGGUCUUUUAACUGCAGCACAUGGGUGGUGGAGGAAUUAGAAGUGAAAGGAUGUGGGUGGAGUCCAGUCUUAGGUGCAACAGUGGAGCCGGAGUCAUUGUCAUCAUUAAGCUACAGUGAUUUAGUGUCUUUCAGUGGGCAGAGACAGGCCUCAUCUAUCUGCUUGAGGUCUGCAGACGCAUAAAACAAAACUGACAUGUAUGGUUUAUCAAUCACGGCCCCAAAGCUCCAGACAUUUUAGGAUGAAUAAAAGGUGCCUCAUUUAUCUUAAUUACUUGAAAUGCCACAGAAUUAUUCAGCCGUUACAUGAAUCCCCCCCCAAAAAAGUAUUGGAAUUACUUAACUGAGUGGACGACUGAAAUGAGUUCGUCAGUUGACAAGGUUGAGGCAUCUCUGCCACCAUCGCUGUUUUACCGCUGCUUCUGCUGAUAGACAUUCCCGAAGCAUGGCCUUUGGCUUCAUGCUGCACGGACAGACUUCUUUAAACGCUGCUUUGUUUGAAUCCUCCGUGAUGGUUUACAGCUACAUCUUCACCAAAACUACUCUUUAUUUGACCCUUUGACAUUCCAGUAACAGCCAGCAGAGUAUAAAGGACGAGGAAUGUUCAGUCGCAGCUAAAAAAAUACAGAUUCCAGUUCACCGAUGGCUUUAAAAAGACACAUUGUUGAGAUAAAAGUCAAUUGAGAAACAGCAAAAAAUCACAAAUCCGGGUACACGGGCAACUUGAUCCCUGUGACAUUGUACUGUAAACUUGAUCUGAUACAGCUAAAGUGCGACACUGUAACAGCUAUGGCUGCUCAGCUCAAUUUUACAAGCAGCUUUUAUCAACUAGAUGUGAAGGUAGGAGAGAAAAAAGUGAGGCCAUCGGAAAAAUACUUUUACUUCUCUCAUUGAGAACUAAAGAAGAUCAGUGUGGAUGUAGAUUAACAUACAGUAGAGGCCUAUUGUCUGUCGCCAGGAAGAGGAAGCUGUAUUUUUUUUAAAAAACACAUCGUCCAUUUCUCCUUGCAAAUAUGUGAAGCUGCACUGUUUCAAGGACAAAUGAGCAGUAAACUCUGUCUUUGUUCACUUUCUGCCAAGAAACUUGAGUAUUUGUUUGUCUGCGAGUGUCUUUUCAAAUGACCCCACGUGUCCUUGCAUCAUUUCCACCGCAGGCUUGUACAUGGGCAUUUUGUCAAGAUGAACCACUCACUCUUUCCACGAGACACCGACUUACUGUAGCUGGAGACUAAUGAAAGAUUGUGGUUUCCCCUCCUGUUAUGUUUUUUCAGCAACAAAACUGUUACAUAAAAGUGUGCCUGAACAACACAGAGUUCUAUCUGGAAUAGGAAGAGAGAAACACUGUUAUUCUACAAUCAAUUGUAUUAAAUUGUGGGGGCACCAAGGGUCUGUUCGUGUGGAACUCAUAUGUCUUACAAUAUAGUUUCUAUUACAGAUUUGAAAUUUAUGUUUGUAAAUCAAAAGCAUCUUUGAUUGUAUAUGAAUACACGCUCACACAGGGUCACCCUGAACUGUACAAGAGACAAAAGGUCCAAAUUUGAAACGGUCAACAACCCCUGGUGCUCCCCAUGUUGUUCAUAUGUAAAUAUCUUCAAACGUAUAAUGUGUAUUCUGAAAUCUGAGGUGGAGUAAAAAAAAACAAAAAAACAUAAGAUAUAUGAAAUGUGUAUUAUUCAUGGAGACAAAAACUAUUUUGUUAAAUAGACCUAAAAAGAAGUUGUGAUUCGGAAAAAGAGAGUGUUGUUUUUUUUUUUUUUCUUCAUUGUUUGUCCUCACUGUGGAUUAUGCUGAUGCUUCUAGAUCCAAACCAUGGACUGUAUAGAAAGAUUAGCAUGACUGCUCACAAAAGAGUGAAGCCAAAGUGUCUUGAUCGCCACCUGGUGGCUGGCUGCAGUAUAGGUAAUUAUACCGCCUAAAAGUGAAAGUAAGUCGAAGUACACAUCAUAUAAAUGUUUCUCAAAGACGGUUUCUGUCAAUUUAAGUAGUUCUUAUCUCACUGGUGUAUGUUCACAUGCUUAAAUCUCAGCAAGUUUGGUUUCAAUUUAUAAUUUGAUGCUAUAAAAACGUCAUGAUUGAGAGCUAA
Messenger RNA from Hippoglossus stenolepis (Pacific halibut), 5402 nucleotides. RefSeq names its product von Willebrand factor C domain containing 2 like (gene vwc2l). The record is from RefSeq and is a predicted model, not a curated record. Gene Ontology annotation, cellular component: AMPA glutamate receptor complex. The transcript has 5 exons. Bases 841 to 1650 code for a protein of 269 amino acids. Gene Ontology annotation, biological process: negative regulation of BMP signaling pathway. NCBI's taxonomy places the organism in Eukaryota, Metazoa, Chordata, Actinopteri, Pleuronectiformes, Pleuronectidae. Gene Ontology annotation, molecular function: protein binding.